AAUGGGGGGCGGCGGCGGCGGCGCAGCUGAGCUCGCGGUGUCCCCGAGCGCCGACGGCCGGGAGGAUGGCCUGGGCUGCGGGUGGGGCGCGUGCCCGACAGCCGGGGCUUCCCUCUGAGCGGCCGUGGCUCCUGCACCUCCCCGGGGUGCCGCCCGGUCGAUGCCGCUAAGGCCAAGGACGUAUAGACGGUCUGCCCGCCCCCACUCACACCGGGAUCAUGACGGUCCCCAAGGAGAUGCCCGAGAAGUGGGCCCGGGCCCAGGCGCCUCCCUCUUGGAGCCGAAAGAAGCCCUCCUGGGGGACAGAAGAAGAAAGGAGGGCGCGGGCUAAUGACCGAGAAUACAAUGAGAAAUUCCAGUAUGCGAGUAACUGCAUCAAGACCUCCAAGUACAAUAUUCUCACCUUCCUGCCUGUCAACCUCUUUGAGCAGUUCCAGGAAGUUGCCAACACUUACUUCCUGUUUCUCCUUAUUCUGCAGUUGAUCCCACAGAUCUCUUCCCUGUCCUGGUUCACCACCAUUGUGCCUUUGGUUCUUGUCCUCACCAUCACAGCUGUUAAAGAUGCCACUGAUGACUAUUUCCGCCACAAGAGUGAUAACCAGGUGAAUAACCGCCAGUCUCAGGUGCUGAUCAAUGGAAUCCUCCAGCAGGAGCAGUGGAUGAAUGUCUGUGUUGGUGAUAUUAUCAAGCUAGAAAAUAACCAGUUUGUGGCGGCGGAUCUCCUCCUCCUUUCCAGCAGUGAGCCCCAUGGGCUGUGUUACAUAGAGACAGCAGAACUUGAUGGUGAGACCAACAUGAAAGUACGUCAGGCGAUUCCAGUCACCUCAGAAUUGGGAGACAUCAGUAAGCUUGCCAAGUUUGAUGGUGAAGUGAUCUGUGAACCUCCCAACAACAAACUGGACAAAUUCAGCGGAACCCUCUACUGGAAGGAAAACAAGUUCCCCCUGAGCAACCAGAACAUGCUGCUGCGGGGCUGUGUGCUGCGAAACACCGAGUGGUGCUUCGGGCUGGUCAUCUUUGCAGGUCCUGACACUAAGUUGAUGCAAAACAGCGGCAGAACAAAGUUCAAAAGAACGAGUAUUGAUCGCCUAAUGAAUACCCUGGUGCUCUGGAUUUUUGGAUUCCUGGUUUGCAUGGGGGUGAUCCUGGCCAUUGGCAAUGCCAUCUGGGAGCACGAGGUGGGGAUGCGCUUCCAGGUCUACCUGCCGUGGGAUGAGGCAGUGGACAGUGCCUUCUUCUCUGGCUUCCUCUCCUUCUGGUCCUACAUCAUCAUCCUCAACACCGUUGUGCCCAUUUCACUGUACGUCAGUACUGAGGUAAGAACUGGCCGAGUGCCUUGUCUACAGCCCCUUCUCCUCCUUUGCUGUCUGUCCUGCCCACCCAGGCCCUUUGCCCCUUCUUGUCUGGAGAGCGUCAGGAGGGUCGGGUCGGGGCAUUCCUCUGCUGGCUGUGUGCAGCCGUCUCCACCUUCAGGCUCUCCUUGCCCUUUCCCACCCAGGUUUCUGUGCCCAGGUGUCUUUCUCCGUUCUCGUCUCUCCCCAGGCGGAGGGCCUGCAGCGAAGGCCCGUGCGGGUGGGGCACCUCCUCCCCUUCCCGACCCAAGCUUCACCUCUUGUCCCCUGUGCAGUGUGGAGGUCAUCCGUUUGGGCCACAGCUACUUCAUCAACUGGGAUAAGAAGAUGUUCUGCAUGAAGAAGCGGACGCCUGCAGAAGCCCGCACCACCACUCUAAACGAGGAGCUGGGCCAGGUGGAGUACAUCUUCUCUGACAAGACGGGCACCCUCACUCAGAACAUUAUGGUUUUCAACAAGUGCUCCAUCAAUGGCCGCAGCUACGGUGAUGUGUUUGAUGUCCUGGGACACAAAGCUGAAUUGGGAGAGAGGCCUGAACCUGUCGACUUCUCCUUCAAUCCUCUGGCUGACAAGAAGUUCUUAUUUUGGGACCCCAGCCUCCUGGAGGCUGUCAAGAUCGGGGACCCCCACACACAUGAGUUCUUCCGCCUCCUUUCCCUGUGUCAUACUGUCAUGUCAGAAGAAAAGAACGAAGGAGAGCUGUACUACAAAGCUCAGUCCCCAGAUGAGGGGGCCCUGGUCACUGCAGCCAGGAACUUUGGUUUUGUUUUCCGCUCUCGCACCCCCAAGACGAUCACUGUCCAUGAGAUGGGCACAGCCAUCACCUACCAGCUGCUGGCCAUCCUGGACUUCAACAAUAUCCGCAAGCGGAUGUCAGUCAUAGUGCGGAAUCCAGAGGGGAAGAUCCGACUCUACUGCAAAGGGGCUGACACUAUCCUGCUGGACAGACUGCACCACUCCACUCAAGAGCUGCUCAGCACCACCACGGACCACCUUAAUGAGUACGCAGGGGAAGGGCUGAGGACCCUGGUGCUGGCCUACAAGGAUCUGGAUGAAGAGUACUAUGAGGAGUGGGCUGAGCGACGCCUCCAAGCCAGCCUGGCCCAGGACAGCCGGGAGGACAGGCUGGCUAGCAUCUACGAGGAGGUUGAGAACAACAUGAUGCUGCUGGGUGCAACGGCCAUUGAGGACAAGCUUCAGCAAGGGGUUCCAGAGACCAUUGCCCUCCUGACACUGGCCAACAUCAAGAUUUGGGUGCUAACCGGAGACAAGCAAGAGACGGCUGUGAACAUCGGCUAUUCCUGCAAGAUGCUGACGGACGACAUGACCGAGGUGUUCAUAGUCACUGGCCAUACUGUCCUGGAGGUGCGGGAGGAGCUCAGGAAAGCCCGGGAGAAGAUGAUGGAUUCAUCCCGCUCCGUAGGCAACGGCUUCACCUACCAGGAGAAGCUUUCUUCUUCCAAGCUAACUUCUGUCCUGGAGGCCGUUGCUGGGGAGUACGCCCUGGUCAUCAAUGGUCACAGCCUGGCCCACGCACUGGAGGCGGACAUGGAGCUGGAGUUUCUGGAGACAGCAUGUGCCUGCAAAGCUGUCAUCUGCUGCCGGGUGACCCCCUUGCAGAAGGCCCAGGUGGUAGAACUGGUCAAGAAGUACAAGAAGGCUGUGACGCUUGCCAUUGGAGACGGAGCCAAUGAUGUCAGCAUGAUCAAAACGGCUCACAUUGGUGUGGGCAUCAGUGGGCAGGAAGGGAUCCAGGCUGUCUUGGCCUCCGACUACUCCUUCUCCCAGUUCAAGUUCCUGCAGCGCCUUUUGCUGGUGCAUGGGCGCUGGUCCUACCUGCGAAUGUGCAAGUUUCUUUGCUAUUUCUUCUACAAAAACUUUGCUUUCACCAUGGUCCACUUCUGGUUUGGCUUCUUCUGCGGCUUCUCAGCCCAGACCGUCUAUGACCAGUAUUUCAUCACCCUGUAUAACAUCGUGUACACCUCCCUGCCAGUCCUGGCUAUGGGGGUCUUUGAUCAGGAUGUCCCUGAGCAGCGGAGCAUGGAGUACCCUAAGCUGUAUGAGCCGGGCCAGCUGAACCUUCUCUUCAACAAGCGGGAGUUCUUCAUCUGCAUCGCCCAGGGCAUCUACACCUCCGUGCUCAUGUUCUUCAUUCCCUACGGGGUGUUUGCCGAUGCCACCCGGGAUGAUGGCACCCAGCUGGCUGACUACCAGUCCUUUGCAGUCACUGUGGCCACAUCCCUGGUCAUUGUGGUUAGCGUGCAGAUUGGGCUGGACACAGGCUACUGGACGGCCAUCAACCACUUCUUCAUCUGGGGCAGCCUUGCUGUUUACUUUGCCAUCCUCUUUGCCAUGCACAGCAAUGGGCUCUUCGACAUGUUUCCCAACCAGUUCCGGUUCGUGGGGAAUGCCCAGAACACCUUGGCCCAGCCCACGGUGUGGCUGACCAUCGUGCUUACCACGGUCGUCUGCAUCAUGCCCGUGGUUGCCUUUAGAUUCCUCAGGCUCAACCUGAAGCCGGAUCUCUCUGACACGGUCCGCUACACGCAGCUGGUGAGGAAGAAGCAGAAAGCCCAGCACCGCUGCAUGCGGCGGGUUGGCCGCACGGGCUCCCGGCGCUCCGGCUAUGCCUUCUCCCACCAGGAGGGCUUCGGGGAGCUCAUCAUGUCUGGCAAGAACAUGCGGCUGAGCUCCCUCGCGCUCUCCAGCUUCACCACCCGCUCCAGCUCUAGCUGGAUUGAGAGCCUGCGCAGGAAAAAGAGUGACAGUGCCAGUAGCCCCAGUGGCGGUGCCGACAAGCCUCUCAAGGGCUGAAGGCCGAAGAUGGAUGCCCUGUGCCAGUGACCAGAGCACUCGGGGCUGGCCAGUCACUGAGGGAACAGUGUCUCGGAACUGCUGGUCCUCACUCCUUGCCUCCUGUCCCCCCGGUAGACUCUGUCCUGCUGGUCCCACCACACAUGGCUGGGACAUCCGUUCCCAGCUGCAGGCCCUUCCAUCAGCUGGGGAGCUAGAGGGAGCAGACCCAAGGGCAGAGCAGAGGCUGAGGCACGGGGAGCCAGCCCCAGUUGGGGACCAGAUGUAGAACCAAAAACAAGAAAAAACUGUGAGAGAUUGCGUCUGCCCCUGCCCUGCUUGGGACCCACAGGGAGACUAUAAUCUCCUUAUUUUUUUACUCCUACUCCCCAGAGGGGCCCUAGUGCCUCUGUUCCUGAAUUACACAAGAAUGUACCAUGCCGGGAAGCCAGAGACCUGCGGGGGCCUCGGCCCCUCACAUUGUGUAUGUCUCUCCUUGAUUUGUGUUGUGUCCAGUUUGGUUUUGUCUUUUUUAUUUGGCAAGUGGAGGAGGCUUUUAUGUGACUUUUAUGUUGUGGUUGGUGUCUUAACUCUCCUGGGAAGAGGAGGCUGGCACACACUGGGAUGCCGCAGCCUGGCCGGCUGUGGGGUGGUUUGGGAGGAUCCAUGUCAGCUCUCCCUGCAGUGACCAGUGCUCUGUGGGACAGAGGAGCUGACCAGGGAGGGAGGUACCCAUCAGCAGAGGGUGGUGGGAGAGUGUGAAGGAGGGUUUGGUCCUGUCUGCUUCCUCACCUUGAGAGUAAAGUGCUGCCCUCUGCCCCUAACACACAUACAUAUCAAUUCCUGGAUUCCUUAGUCCUGCUGGCCUUGGGCUGGAGCCUAGGAAAGUGGCCCCCAAAUCCUUAGUGAGCUAAAGCUGGGUCUGAAAUUUGGUCAGUGGGGAGGGGUAGUUUUCUUUUUUCUUUUUCUUUUGUUUUUGAGAUGGAGUCUCACUCUUGUCAUCCAGGCAAGAGUGCAAUGGCACGAUCUCGGCUCACUGCAACCUCCGCCUCCCGGGUUCAAGCGAUUCUCCUGCCUCAACCUCCUGAGUAGCUGGGAUUACAGGCGCACACCACCACGCUCGGCUAAUUUUUGUAUUUUUAGUAGAGAUGGGGUUUCACCAUGUUGGCCAGGGUGGUCUCAAACUCCUGACCUCGUGAUCUGCCCACCUCAGCCUCCCAAAGUGCUGAGAUUACAGGCGUGAGCCACCAUGCCCAGCUAGGGGAGGGGUAGUUUUCUUUGAUUUUAAAUUUAAACCCAAGUUUAUUGGCAGACUCCCUUUUGACCUCCCUUUGCCUCCCCAUCUGGUGCUUUCUUGCACCUAUACCCCAGGGCCCUGUGGUGGGGCUACAGGGGGAAACUGUGCACCUGAGAUGAGGCUGGAACAGGAAUCGGCCUCUCUGCUCCCUUCUUCAGUAAGCAAGGAGCCCUGCCCCUCAGGCCCAGCCUCUGGCAGGAGGUGGUGGAGUCCUUGUGCCAGGUAGUAGAGGAGGAGAAGGGCAAAACCAGGCCCAGGCCAGCGCCUGGCUUGGUCUGGAUGGGACACUGUCGGAGUUUGGCCACAGCCUGUCCUUUACUUCGUCCACACCUGUGAAGCUAUUCCCUAAAUGAGGUAUUUCCCAAGUUAGUCGCUACCUAAUCAGCCUUGAGAAGAAUCCUUUCCUCUUCUUUGGUAGUGGGUCGGGGGAUACUUCAGGAAUGGUGUGGAGCUGGGAGUGGGUAGGGGGAUUUUAAAUGUUCCAUGUGGGAGCCCCGAAGGAACUGGAGGGGCUGCAGUGAGGUGGGGGUGGGUGGGCAGGGAAUGGGCGAGGGGAAGUCUUGGCAGGGAAAUCCCUUUUGGCCACACAGUUUACAAACCCAGUAUCAUGUCUGUCUGUGUGUCUCUCAAGGUGAGAGUCUGAUUUUUAUACCAAAGAGGAAAUGAUUUUUUUUCAUAUUUUGUUUGUCUAUAUUAUAUAAAUAUAUAUAUAUACAGUUAUAUAUAUAUUAUUUUUUGGUUCUCUCUCGUUUUUUAGGGAGGGAAGAAAGUACCAAGUUGCAUUGAGCUGUAAUUAAGGAACAUUAUAAUUUAUGACACAUUUCUAUACUUGCAAAAAUUAUAUCAUUUUAUGGAUAUAAGAGAAAAUGCCUUUUUAUAAAAUUUCAAUUUCUGAGAA
Messenger RNA from Macaca mulatta (Rhesus monkey), 6340 nucleotides. The record is from RefSeq and is a predicted model, not a curated record. Lineage: Eukaryota; Metazoa; Chordata; Mammalia; Primates; Cercopithecidae.